Messenger RNA from Condylura cristata (star-nosed mole), 1309 nucleotides. RefSeq names its product origin recognition complex, subunit 6 (gene ORC6). The coding region runs from base 159 to 917 and encodes 252 amino acids. NCBI's taxonomy places the organism in Eukaryota, Metazoa, Chordata, Mammalia, Eulipotyphla, Talpidae. Gene Ontology annotation, cellular component: nuclear origin of replication recognition complex. The transcript is spliced from 7 exons. Gene Ontology annotation, molecular function: DNA binding. The record is from RefSeq and is a predicted model, not a curated record. Gene Ontology annotation, biological process: DNA replication; DNA replication initiation.
UGCGCGUGCGCAUAAAGCAUAACAGGAUUGGGCUGGAAGGCGCCCCACCUUCCUGUCUCCGCCAAUCCAAAUGCACUGGGGGGGUGAGACCUCGCCCUGACUGGCCGGCUGAGAGCUUGCGCGCGGGUUUCGUAGAGUCGCAGUGGCUGUUCGGCGCCAUGGAGUCAGGAUUGAUCCGGCCUUUAGCCCAGCGUCUGGGCGUCGCCGAGCCCAGGGUGCUGAGGAAAGCAGAGGAAUUCUUGAGGUUGUCCCAUGUGAAGUGCGUUGGCCUGUCUGCACGUACCACGGAAACCAGCAACGCAGUCAUGUGCCUGGACCUCGCGUCUUCCUGUAUGACCUGCCCUUUGGACAGGGCUUAUUUAAUUAAACUUUCUGGCUUGAACAAGAAGACAUAUCAGAGCUGUCUUAAAUCUUUUGAGUGUUUACUGGGCCUGAAUGCAAGUAUUGGAAUAAGAGAUCUAGCUGUGCAAUUUAGCUGUACAGAAGCAGUGAGCAUUGCUUCAAAGAUUCUGCAAAGCUAUGAGUCCAGUCUUCCACAAACACAACAAGUGGAUCUUGACUUAUCAAGGCCGCUUUUCACUACAGCUGCACUACUUUCAGCAUGCAAGAUUCUAAAGUUGAAAGUGGAUAAAAAUAAAAUGGUAGCCGUAUCUGGUGUAAAAAAAGCCAUAUUUGAUCGACUAUGUAAACAAUUAGAGAAGAUUGGGCUGCAGAUUGACAGAGAGCCUGGAGAUUCAGCUAGUCCACUUCGGAAGAAAAAAAAGACAGUGAUUGAACCUCCAGCCAAGGAAAUUGAGAAGGUAGUAGAGAUCUCACACAGACCACAAAAUGAUGACGAUGUGACACAGGAUUAUGAAGAAUGGAAAAGGAAAAUUUUGGAAAAUGCUGCCAAAGCACAAAAGACUACAGCAGAGUGAUUUCAGCUGCUACAAUGCCAUGUGCUGCAAGUCAGCUUCUGCCAACCCGCCACCCCAAGGAGGAUCUAAGGGCUUUGGAGUUUUGUUUAAACUUUUAUGACAAGAAUCCUAAGACCACAAUUAGAUCUUAAUAGCACAGUGACUGGCACUGGGCACUGGGCAGCAGGCUGCUCCUGCUGUGGGCAGCAGAGUCAUUAGAACAGCCACAGAGCCUCGUUGACAUUGUCUCGCUUUCCACACAUCUGCAUUCUCUACGAAAUGGAAUUGGAACCAUUCUGCUUUAUUGUUUUGUUUUAAGCAAAAGAACCCUUGUCAUAUUGAAUGCAUAAAAUUCAGACUGAUUAGAAUUUUAUGGGUUUUACUUAAGUGUGUAAAUUUUUGGUUUGACUAAA